AUGGCAGCUUUCGUCGCACUGUUCCUGCUCGUCGCUGUAGCAGUGGUGGGGUUCGCUAUCAGACACUGGUUGUCUGGUCGACUCUCGCCGCUGAAGGACCAUUCGAAGAAGCAAGAGGAACUGAACACUGAUGGAGUCGAGAUCGUUAUCCAGAAACCUGUUCCUGAGCGCCGUCUGAAGCUGGCGUUGCCUGAUCUCUCCUCUAUCCAGAUCGGCUCACCUGUUGGCCCGAUGAAGUCGUCAAUCCGAAGUGCUCUGAAGGAACUUCGCUCUCGUCAGAUGGUGCAGAGUCUUUGCAGUAGAUUUGAGUCCCGGACGAAGGUGCCGAGUGAGGCUGAACAUGAUACCAAAGAUACUACGAAGAAAUCGGUAGCUGGGGCGACUCAGCAGACGAAAACUCGCCGUCGAGACGCACGGGACGCAGCUGUUGCUCCUGUGUUGUUGGCCAGCGACCUCGCGAAGGAGGCUGAGAUCACCGCGAAUGCUCGAUCGAACAAUUUGAACAAGUUCCUACGCAGUUACGCGUCCAACCUGGACAAUGCCAUCUCCGCAGAGCGACGUGUCACGACCACUAAUAAAGUCGUUUCGGUCGAGCGGAGUGUCGUCAUCAGGGACGCAGAGGAUGACGUUAAACAGCCUUUGCUUGUUCAGACUGGAAAAUCAGCGAAAGCGGAGAAGACGACUCCAUCGUCGAGCGAGAGCGAUGAGUCUAUCAUGGAUCUGGACAGGAAUUCGUUUGGCGGUGAGCGCCGUCGUCUCACACGCCUUGUACCUUUAGAACUGGAUCUGCGGACGCUGAAAGUAAAAACCGAGUACUCGAACCAGUGCGACUCGCCCCCGACUGCAGGCAGUGAAGAGGAGGUUCCUGGCCUGGUUGACGCAACAGACUGCGAGCCGUUUGUCGACGAGGAGCCCGAAGUGGGCAAUAACAACGCCAACCGCGGCAUCGCAGCACGACUCUCAAUAGCCUUCACUCUGUUAGACUUCCCCGACGUCACCAAGAAGAUGGCACCGGAAUCCGACAACAGACCCGAAUCCUGCUCAGACCCUCCGGCCAAGGAGGCCCUCGCUCGCUUCAAGCAACAGGUUCCAUCGAAUAGACGGCGUGCACACACCAUCGCCCCACUAAAAAUCUAA
Messenger RNA from Phytophthora nicotianae INRA-310, 1137 nucleotides. RefSeq lists its product as hypothetical. The transcript has a single exon. The record is from RefSeq and is a predicted model, not a curated record. Bases 1 to 1137 code for a protein of 378 amino acids. Lineage: Eukaryota; Oomycota; Peronosporomycetes; Peronosporales; Peronosporaceae.